This is a messenger RNA of Colletotrichum tamarilloi, 96 nucleotides long. RefSeq lists its product as uncharacterized. The record is from RefSeq and is a predicted model, not a curated record. Bases 1 to 96 code for a protein of 31 amino acids. NCBI's taxonomy places the organism in Eukaryota, Fungi, Ascomycota, Sordariomycetes, Glomerellales, Glomerellaceae. The transcript has a single exon.
AUGCGCCUUUUUCUCUUGAUUCUGAUUCGCACUAACUUUGUUUCAGGCCUAUCUGAAAGAUGCGUACGAUCUGCUGCACCACACUCUGAAGAAUGA